CAAGGUGACAGCGAGUUUGAUGAAAAAAUAAACGACAUCAUCCGAGGAUCCAUCCGGGGUCCAUCGUCGGCGUCGCCGCUGACCCGUCAGACGCACGCACACAGUGCAAAAAUGGUUCUCGCGUAUCGGAAAUCUCGCGUGCCCUCGCACGAUUAUUGAACGGGGUGAACGGCGAUUGGUCAGCCAAUGGGUGACAUGCGCGCCGCGAGCCAAUGGGAGCGAAACCAGAGGACAAAACUCAGGUUCCCCAGCAAUAUGGCUGUCAGUAUAAAUUUGAUGCCUGUACCAUGAGUUUCUCUCCGAGAAAUUUGACAAGCGUGAGCGUGGUUCCGCGUUACCCGCGGCGUGAUGUGACUUUCGCGUGUCCGCCAAUGCGGAGAUGGCAUCGUGGAUCAGCUGAGACUGGAGCGAGGCAGCCGGAACGCUUUCCGAGAAAACAGGUAUUUACAAGUUUGUUCAGCAAUAUAAUCAAUCACCAUGACCUCAAGAUUGGACAGAUUAUUCAUAUUGCUAGAGACUGGAACAAAUGCAGUUACCAAAAGGGCAGCUGCGCAACAAUUAGGAGAAGCACAGAGAUUACAUCCUCAUGAUUUGCAUCAUUUAUUAGCAAGAGUUUCUACUUUGUUAAAAUCUCCACAAUGGGAUACUCGAGUAUCAGCAGCCCAUGCUGUACAAGCUAUACUUGCCCAAGUUCCACCUUGGGAUCCACAGCCGAUUAAGAAGGAAGUCUCUACAGACAAUAAUGAAUCAGAGGAAAUUAAACACAAAACAUCCACCAGAUUGAAUUUAAAAUCUUUUGAUAUGAGCAAAGUUUUGGCUCGAAGUUCACAUCUUACUGGAUCCGAGGGCAGUGAAUAUGAUCUAACUAUAUCAGAGGGAGAGCAUUUGUCACUUCCUAGCCAACAAGAAAAACUAGUUGCAAAACUGGGCUUCCAUCCACGUUUGAUGGGUGUCGAUACUUCUGAUUUAUUUACCAUUGAGGAUCUUACGCCAGUACAAACACAAUGUAUGACACAAACUGUUACUGUACCUGUCGAUGAAACUUUGAAACAGCCAGGAGGAUUAAGCAGGAGAGAAAUGAAUAGAGCAAAACGCAAAGCACGUCAGUCAGUAACAAAACAACGAUCGCGUGAGCCGGAUGAACAUCGCAUUAAUGAUGACCAUACAAUGAAUGUUCAAUCUCCAAUGAAUAAUACUGGUGAACCACCAGUCAAAAAGAUAAUAUUAGAGGAUACAAUCUCAUCAGAUGGUACAAAAUGUGGUAUAUCCAAUGAACAAGCAAGUGGAGUACCAGAUAGCACUGGAUGUUGGCCAGAUUCUAUCGUAAAUUGGCCCUUGGAAUCUUUUGCGGAAAGUCUUUGUCAGGAUUUGUUUAGUCAAAAAUGGGAAGUGCGUCAUGGAGCAGCGACAGCUUUACGGGAACUUAUAAAACUUCAUGGAAAAGGUGCUGGCAAGUCCAGGGAUCAGACUUUGGAAGAAAUGCAAGAGAGCCAUUACGAAUGGGUGAUUGACGCUGCCUUACAAUUAUUGUGCGUACUAGGGCUUGAUCGAUUCGGAGAUUUUGUAUCUGAUCAAGUUGUGGCGCCAGUACGAGAAACAUGCGCUCAAGCGUUAGGAUCGCUUCUACUAUUAGUGCCUGCUGGUUCAAAUGCCAAAGAUACAAAUGAUGUUUUUCCUGGAAUACUUUCUGUAGUUCUUAAAUUAUUAGAACAUAAUGAAUGGGAAGCGAGACACGGUGGGUUUCUUGCUUUAAAAUAUUUAAUGGCUGUACGAGACGAUCUGUUGGACGAGGUAUUGCCAAAAAUAUUUCCGGCUAUUAUGCAAGGAUUAUCCGAUCCUGUCGACGACGUAGGCGCAGCCGCCGCGAGUGCGCUUAUACCAGUAGCACACGCUCUUCCACGAUUAUUAAAACCAACAGAACUAGAAGCUAUUGUAAUACGUCUUUGGCAAUUAUUAAAAGAACAAGAUGACCUGGCUGCGGCUUGCAAUACGUUUAUGGGUCUCUUGGCCGCAAUACUUUCAUUACCAGAGGCACAUGCUUGCUUAACACCUCAACCGUUAUCACAGAUAUUACCACGUUUAUGGCUUUUUCUCAGCCAUUCAAGUUCGAGCGUACGUAAAGCAACACUACAAACGAUGCAAACUUUAACUGGAAAGGACAGCGAUCACGGUAUGGACAAGAAGGAGCGGUGGGGUGAGGGUGGCGGAUUAGUUUUACAAGAAGCAUUGAGGCAUGUGUUUCAGUGCGUGCUAAUCGAACAUAUUAACGUAAUACAAGACGUGGCUGAACAUGUCUGGGAAAAUCUAGUCGUACAGAGUGAUCUCGAAUUAUUGCUACAUGCGGCGUGCCCUCAUGUCAGUACAUGGCUUUGCCUUGCUAUGCAACCGGAACAUGUGCCAUUCAAUCCAAAUUUAUUACUGACAAUUGCUAGUAGUAUUAAGGGCACGAAGAAUAAUCAAACAGUCGCGUACUGUGACGGACAAUCGGACACUAACGGCGGGAACAGUAAUAUCAAUGCGAAUGCAAAGUCGUUAUCUGAAUUGAAAAUGUACAUCGGCGGAAUCGAAACGGUUGCACUGAAUGUACGAAAGGCAAACGUAAUACAGGCUCGUUGUAGAGCGUCUCGUAUGUUAGGUUUAUUAUCGCACUAUGUCGUGCAACCUGCACCGGGUGUUGUUUAUCCACCAGAUGUGCCUAGUCCAGCGCUUUGUUAUGCCAAGGUGUUAUUGGCGCAUCUUAAUUCGCGAUCGGCGCUACAACGUACCGUCGUGGGUCUCACGAUGUCCUAUUGGGCGACUGUAGAUCCUAUGAAAAAUCCCGUGAUACCAGAUAUACUCAGUGACAGAUUAUUGAGUUGUUUAAAUGAAUGUAUGUACUACGACGAGAUUGUGGCAUCCUUUACUCGACUGCUGCACGAAAGUCGAGAUUAUAUAGCAACUUUAAAACAUUAUAAAUUAAUGGUACCAGUUGAAGUAAAUUCAUCCGGUGUGAUGACUCUUGAUCAAAUCGCUGCACUUGCGGGAAAAACGAUUCCAACCCUUUGCACUAUGGGAGCAAACGCAAGUGGAACUGGAAAUGUCAGCGGAGGUUCAAUAGCUGUUAAAUUAAAACCUAAAUUAAUGGAAAGCUUAGAAGAAAGAAGACGAGCGCUAGAUGUCGGCGCAGCUACGACGAUGGCGCAACAACAGUCAUUACAUGUUAUGUCGACGGCCGCUCUCGCUGGCGCGGCUACGAUGUUAAAUAUUCUUCCUCAGUCUCCUCAACCACUUAAUCCAUUGGUAAAACCGCUAAUGGAAGCUAUAAAACGCGAGGAAAAUGAGGAAUUGCAAAAACUGGCUGCGAAACAUUUAUCUCAUCUGAUUAAACUUUGUGUCGAGAGGAAACCAUCUCCAAACGCAAAGAUUUCUACCAAUCUAUGUACAUUCCUAUGUUCCGAUGUUGAAUUCACACCACGGGUAUGUUGCGCCGGUGACACUGAUAUUUUUGAUGGAAUACUUACCUUAAAUAAUAGACAAAAACAUGCUGAGAGAGUAGCAUACAAUCGUGGUACAGGUAGUGGACUUGGUAGCGGCAGAGGCCCUGGUAGGCCACCAACCACCGAAAUUCCUUUGGAGGAAUUACUCGCUUGUGACGAACCAGAAGCCAAAGCUGCUAGAACGCGCCGUCGUGGUGCUACGUUAGCAUUAACAGCUAUAGCUACUCUUUUCGGAGCUCAAUUACCUGAUCGCUUACCUCAAUUAUGGGAUUUGAUUUUACCAAAUACAUUGAAAGAUGUAACCAAGCAAGAUAAUAUACAAGAAGAGGAAGGGAAUCAAUUGAUCUUUGGUUUACAAGUAUUAGAGAUUAUGGCGCCAAGUUUGGAUAAAUCUCUAUUACCGCCUGCAUUGGAGUGUCUGCCACGUUUGUGCAAUCUGCUAGCGCAUCCUUACAAAGCUGUUAGACAUAUGGCUUCCCGGUGCAUAGCUACAUUAGCUACUCUAAAUACAGAAAAGACAAUGAUACAUAUAAUACGCAAUAUUAUACCGCUGUUGGAAACAACUGGCGGAGAGAAAAAAUGUUCCACAGGUAUAGUAGCACCAAACGAAGUCGAUUCAGUACGUCAGGGAGCAGCGGAAGCUCUAACUUGCAUCGUCGAGAGCUUAGGCGUUCAUGUAGUACCGUAUGCAGUACUCUUUAUGGUACCCUUACUGGGACGUAUGAGUGAUCAGAAUCAAUCUGUUAGAUUAGUUUGUAGCGCAACAUUUGCUACACUUGUGCAAUUAUUGCCAUUAGAUCCUGGUGCAAUUGCAGACCCACCGGAUUUAGUGCAAGAAAAGGCACAAGAGAGAAAAUUCUUGGAUCGGCUUUUGAAUCCUCGUAAUAUCCCUGAUACAGAGUUACCGAUUCCCGUGGCUGCACAGUUACGUUCGUAUCAACGUCAGGGCUUGAAUUGGCUCAAUUUCCUAAAUCGUUAUCAUCUUCAUGGAGUUUUAUGUGACGAUAUGGGUCUUGGAAAGACAUUACAGACUCUUUGCAUCCUCGCAUUAGACCAUCAUCGCAAUCCACAAGCACCUGCCAGUCUAGUAGUGUGUCCACCGACUCUCACUGGUCAUUGGGUAUACGAAGCCGAGAAAUUUUUCAAACCGCAAGAUUUGUCAGUCAUACAAUAUGCUGGCACCCCACAAGAUCGCGAGAAAUUACGUUCUCGGGUAUCACAUCAUAGGCUUGUAGUUGCGAGUUAUGAUAUUGUACGAAAGGAUAUUGAAUUCUUCGAGACACAUCAAUGGAAUUAUUGUGUACUCGAUGAAGGUCAUGUAAUAAAAAACGGUAAAACGAAGAGCGCUAAAGCUGCAAAGCGACUGCAUGCGAAUCACAGGCUCAUAUUAUCUGGCACACCUGUACAGAACGACGUGCUCGAGUUGUGGUCUCUGUUCGAUUUUCUAAUGCCAGGAUUCCUAGGUAGCGAGAAACAAUUCGCUGCCAGAUAUUCUCGUCCCAUCUUGGCCUGCAGAGAACCGAAGGCAGGACCGAAAGAACAGGAAGCUGGUGCUUUAGCUAUGGAAGCUCUUCAUAGACAGGUGCUACCCUUCUUAUUGAGACGAAACAAGGAAGAUGUGCUGCAAGAUUUGCCACCCAAAAUCACUCAAGAUUAUUACUGUGAUUUGUCGCAUUUACAACGCACACUUUACGAAGAUUUCCGCAUUCGUCAUCCGUCUCUCACUACUAGCUCAGCUCCAAGUGAUCCUCAAAGUAGUCACGUAUUUGAGGCACUGCGAUAUUUACGUAAUGUGUGCAAUCAUCCUAAAUUGGUUCUAAGUCCAGGGCAUCCACUAUAUCGAACGAUAUGUGACAUGUUGAAACAACAACAAAGCACUUUGGCUGAUAUCGAACAUGGUGCCAAAUUACUCGCACUGAAACAAUUGCUAUUAGAUUGUGGUAUCGGACAACAGCAGCAGCAACAAACUCGCAAUUGUUCCAAUGCUACGAGUGGGGAAAACGCCCAUUCCCAGGAACAAUUAGUAAGCCAGCAUCGUGCGCUGAUUUUCUGUCAAUUGAAAGCAAUGUUAGACAUUGUGGAAGAAGAUUUGCUUCGCACGCAUCUGCCGACAGUAACGUAUCUGCGUCUGGACGGCAGUGUACCAGCAGCACAAAGGCAUUCCGUUGUAGCGCGUUUCAAUGCCGAUCCAUCGAUAGAUGUCCUUUUGUUGACUACGCAAGUCGGUGGUCUUGGAUUAAACUUAACAGGAGCGGACACUGUCAUAUUCGUUGAACACGAUUGGAAUCCCAUGAAAGAUCUUCAAGCGAUGGAUCGUGCGCAUCGUAUAGGUCAGAAAAAAGUAGUCAACGUGUAUCGUUUGAUCACCAGAUCAACAUUAGAAGAGAAGAUUAUGGGACUACAGAAGUUUAAGCUUCACACUGCGAAUACUAUAAUAACGACGGAAAACGCUUCUUUAGAGACCAUGGCUACUGAUCAAUUGUUAGAUCUAUUUUCAUUGGACGGAAAGGAAAAGAGGCCGGAACACAAUGAGGAUGCUACUUCGUCAAAAUUUUCUGGCCUACCGGGAAUUAGCCGUUCUGUGCUAGAUAUUCUGCCCGAACUCUGGGAACAGCAGCAAUAUGACGACGAAUACGAUCUCGAUUCAUUUUUGUCCACUCUGAAGGCUGAUAGCCAGUAAGCUUACCAGUACCUUGAUAAAUCAUUGAAUAUAGGUUAGAGCUCAGCAAAUAUUCUUCGCGUAGCUCGAAAUUAGCAUACGAUAUCGAAUGAAAACAUUGCAGAGAUCAGACUUGAUUGUUAACUCUUGAUUCAGUACAAUUUAAUAGUUAUAGCACACCUCUAUGAUCACUACGUAAUUUACAUAGUAAUAAAAAUCAUAUCUAAUUAAGAGUUAACAAACUUAGCUCUGUCGCAAUGGAACAAGUCGUUAAGUCUUAACUAUAAGGAAAAUGACAUUAUCAUCGUACCUAAAAACUCAAAUAAUCCAUAGAAUAGUAAA
Molecule: messenger RNA, 6477 nt
Organism: Pogonomyrmex barbatus (red harvester ant)
Lineage: Eukaryota; Metazoa; Arthropoda; Insecta; Hymenoptera; Formicidae
Gene: Hel89B
Product: histone acetyltransferase 1
Molecular function (GO): ATP binding; DNA binding; TBP-class protein binding
Source: RefSeq, a predicted model, not a curated record